Suillus fuscotomentosus is the source of this 2634-nucleotide messenger RNA. RefSeq lists its product as uncharacterized. The record is from RefSeq and is a predicted model, not a curated record. Bases 1 to 2634 code for a protein of 877 amino acids. NCBI's taxonomy places the organism in Eukaryota, Fungi, Basidiomycota, Agaricomycetes, Boletales, Suillaceae. The transcript is spliced from 5 exons.
AUGAAUAACAAUCUCUGUGUCUUUGCCCGUGAUGGGCAGGUCUAUACAUCCCUCACCGCACAUUCGCUUCCCGAUGCCAUUCCUUACGAGUCAUGUUGGGAUCCUCACGAAGACUAUGACACUUCUCCUGAUGAUAGCGAUACACCACUUACCACUUGCUGGGCAUACGGAGCUCGUCUGUGGUUUCCCCUCAUACCUUUGAAUCCUAGCUUCGAUGGGCCAAUCUUUGGAUGCCUCAAUCACUCUAGGUUUUCGCUCCAUACAGAGGUAGACAAUCAGGGAAAACAUGUUCUCCACCGCGACAUUCGGGGAAAAUGGGCUGACUUAGAGCAGAAAUUGCUCUGGUGCCAGGAACGUUUAGGUGCGGGAUUGCUCAUUCCAUGGGGGACUAAACUUCCACGCGCUCCGACUACCUAUGGGUAUCAACGGUCGCAUGCAGAUGCCAACCUUGCUAAAAAGGUCGCAAUAAGGUCGCGUAAUGCAUUUCUAUUAAUUGCCACCACCUGCUCAUGGCACAUCAUGAGUCAUCAUCACCAUGGCUCCAAUCGCGCCUGGAUGGCCAUCUUAACAGAUGAUCCCCAUCAUCCUAUACCCGCUGAAUGGGUUCUUGAGCUGUCACGCUCAUUCCAAGCUCAAUUGCCCAUGUUUGAGAAAUUCUCGAUCCCGAUUUGGGUCUGCUUUCCCCAGAAUGUUUCUGCCGCUGUCAAUUCCAGUCUGUGUCACUAUAUCCCAUCUGCGGCAGCUAUCACUCGUGCGACCGAGCAGUGGGACCAAAAACAUGACAAUGCUUGGGGUCAACUGGACGACAGUACGUGGGGUCAGCCAGAGGAGAGUCAGAAUGCCCCCAAGUGGGAUGACGCCCUUGGAUGGGCUCAGAACAGUGGAGCACAGCCCGUGUCUAAUGUUCCUGAACCGCACACAGACUCUCUGUUCCCGACCCCCCAACCCCACUCUGGACAGAAGCGAGGAGAAGAUUGGAAGGCAUUCUUUGCGCGGCGCUGUGAGGAGAACAAGAGGAAGGAGGAAACAGAAACGCCAGCCCGGCAGCAGUCGCGUCAGAGCCGUGAGCGGGUAGCCAUGAACCACAGCAUUCCUGGCAAAUCCAGCACAGCCGUGGUAUUCGAAUGGCAACCUAAUGAUGAGUUUGGCGGAUUUUGUCAACGUGUCCGUCUCACAAAGGCUGAGAUACCAACAACUUGGAUGUCAUAUAGCACAUCUACCAGGGUAUACGACUCAUUCCGUAACCAGUGGGACUUGUGCGAUGUGUUGGACCCUUCUAGUGUUCCUGACGGCGAUUGGGAAGAGGAUCAUUUCCCCCUGGCCCUUGCUCCUUCUGAGCCUACCCCUGCUCCCCCUCCCCCUCCACCCCCACUGUCCAGCUUCAUGAGGGACAUCGAAACCUACUUCGGAUGUUAUGAGGUUGCACCCUCAGCGCAAUACACUCGUAAUGUUGAGCGAUUCAUGUCUAUUUUGCAUUUUCAUCUUGGUUAUCGCCUUGCAGCAUCCACCUCUACACCCAGAGGCAGAUCAACUACUUUCAAUGAUUGGACUCACAAAAUGCAGUGGGCUCACUUAUGCAAACUUGUGGGCGACGACCCCACAAAUAUCACAUCGAUUCCAGACACACAGAAGCAUGUCAUCACCUGUUUUAUAGGUUACCUCGUCACCCUCCCUCAAUCUCAGUUGUCAGACAUCCCACCCGAUCUCUGGGAUCUAGGACCCAACUCAUCCUUGUCAGUUUUGAAUGCACACAUUCGAGUUUCCUAUGCACAACAACCCAAGCAACGGUUUUACAUCAUCGAGCUGCUGUCAUCAAAUCUGGUGCCCUGGAAACUGGCGGUUCCCGACGCUAUCACGGUUGUGAUGUGCCUCCGGCAUGACUGGGGUUCGGAUAUCACCAAGAUCGUGUGCAACCUCCUUGAAAAAGGAAUUGCUAUAAAGAUGUUGCAGCCAAUCUCAGUUCCACCUCACGCUUGGCACCCACUUAUGGAACUCCAUACAUACUCGCUCGGACACGUCUUCUCCCCCAAGGAUCGCAGGCUUCCUCAUUUCAGGCCUGUUUAUGCCGACUAUAUCGUGUACAAACAACACCGUCACAAGUUCAUGAACCAGCCUUGUGCAAGAGUGGCACUUCUUCACGGUGGGCUCAUAUGGCGGCUGGCUUUACAUAGUCUCAGUUUCAAUGUCCUCCCCUCCGUUCUCGACGGCAUUUCACGGCAAGCAGUGCCGUUUGGCCUGAUGCUGGACAUUAAUGGCCAGACUUAUUUUGACGAUGAACUGUCGGAAGAGGAGGUGGAUUUUAUGUGCGGGAUGUAUCAUGUGCAUACCAAUGAUGGGAAUGUUGAAAUCGUCUCUUGGUGGCCUAGACCCCAGGCCUGGGCUGUCUCAGGACUUAAUGUGGGGUUCUGGUCCAGUCAAUGUGAAUCUUGGUUCCAGUCAUGCCUGGACAACAUUCGACAGGGUGUUUCACGCAAGCGACAUAAAUCCACUAAUGAUGCUAACAGUCCAAUGACCGGUACACAGUGGAAAGGCUCACUGAAGUUCAACCUGGGCACCAGUAAAAUGAUGAAAAAUGUCAACGCAGCAUGUUGCAGUUUUCUUGACACCAAAGCAAGUGCGUUUACAGAGAAUUAG